AUGCCUUCCUUUGAAGAAGCAGUGCUGGCCGCCGAAGCUGCCAAUACCAUCUCGGCAUUUGUUGCCCAAGAACAAAUUCGGACACUUUCGGAUCUCAAGCACGCCCUCUUUCAGCCAUCCGCGACUAAACACAAUCAGAAUGCUACAGGUACUUCACAUUCUGCAAGCGUCAUAGUUCUGUGCGCAUCCGCAGUACUAUCUACUGCAGAGACUGUCAUGUCUGCGGUGGCGGAACUAACCAAAACGACUGUUCUUGUUCUUUGCGGUGGGAUUGGUCAUUCAACCCAGCUGAUGCACGACGCUGUCCUCCGUCACCCGCAAUACAACACUCUUGCCGAACAAGUACGGGGACAGCCAGAAGGCCGCAUCUUGCAAGCAAUCGGGGAGAAGUUUUUCGACCUACAAAUUAGCAGCAACGGCUCGGGGUCAGGAGAUACACAGCGGCAAGGCCUGACCGUUCUUGUAGAAGACGCUUCAACGAAUUGCGCCCUCAAUGCCCAGAAAACGAGAGAGCUUUUAGAUGCUCACGGGUUCAGGUCGCCAAGAUCGAUAGUAGUUGCUCAGGACCCUACUAUGUGUAGGCGCACAGUAGCUGCAUUCGAGCAGGUAUACGCCGACGUGGUCGAAGGGCCUCCAAUAUUCAGCAGCUGGCCAACACUCGUACCGAAAGUGAUUGCCAAAGAAGCUUCAGUAGGAGACACCAACAGCCUCUUGCCGUAUUUGGAUUUUGCCGACUUGGGUAUGGGGGACGGCUGGAAGGCGGGCCUCUGGAGUAUGGAUCGAUUCAUGUCUCUACUUGUCGGCGAAAUCCCACGAAUGCGUGACGACGAGAAUGGAUACGGACCAAAUGGUAAAGGUUCCAUCGUCCAUGUGGACAUACCUCAAGAUGUCGAGGAUGCUUGGAAGACACUCUGUGAGCUUCUUGGGUACAGUGGACGAUAA
Messenger RNA from Fusarium vanettenii 77-13-4, 942 nucleotides. RefSeq lists its product as uncharacterized. NCBI's taxonomy places the organism in Eukaryota, Fungi, Ascomycota, Sordariomycetes, Hypocreales, Nectriaceae. Gene Ontology annotation, cellular component: plasma membrane. The transcript is spliced from 2 exons. The record is from RefSeq and is a predicted model, not a curated record. Bases 1 to 942 code for a protein of 313 amino acids.